CCUUUGAUAUGUUAUAUGCAUCUCAGUGUACAAGACAAAAGCCACAUGUCAUGUUUGUCCAGGCAGUUUGCUCCUGACACGUUACAGCGCAAACAAUCAGAGUCGGGUCCAAAACCUCACAUUGCUGUCAUCGGUGCUGGCCUCGCCGGUCUGCGCUGCGCUGAUAUCCUAAUUCAACAUGGUCUGCUAGUGACCAUUAUCGAAGGCCGAGAACGACUUGGAGGACGUAUGUUCCAGGAAACACUACCCAAUGGCCACACUGUAGACCUCGGUCCCAACUGGAUCCACGGCACGGACGACAAUCCCAUCAAUGACUUGGCCAAAGAGACUGGAACUGCCGUGGGCAGCUGGGAUCACCGUUCGUAUGUGUUUGAUGAUUCAGGGAACUUGUUUAAGCUGGAUGAGAGCGAAGUCUACUCGAGUUUGAUGUGGGACAUUGUUCAGGACGCCUUUCAACACUCGAACAAGAACACGGCCAACAUACACCCCGAUGAGAGUCUCUGGGACUUCUUCCAAGAAAGAGUAGUCGAAAAAAUCCCCGAAUGUGAGGAGAAUUUCGCUGAAAAGCGAAAAACCGUUCUCCAGAUUGCAGAGCUCUGGGGCGCUUUCUCUGGCAGUCCAAUUACAACCCAAAGUCUCAAGUUCUUUUGGCUUGAGGAAUGCAUAGAUGGAGAAAAUCUGUUCUGCGCCGGUACCUACGAAAAGAUUUUCGAGCGAGUUGCAGAGCCCGUGAGGCACAAUGCCGAUGUCAAGUACGAUACUAUCGUUACCAAGGUGGAGCUCAAAACAUCGGAGCGUCCGAAGCCGAGGGUUCACACCAACACUGGUGAGGUCUUGGAGUUUGACGACGUCGUCAUGACGGCACCCCUGGGCUGGCUGAAGAAAAACCUUGAAGCAUUCGAACCGCCGUUGCCUGAGAGACUCGAGCGUGGAAUCCAGGCCAUCGGUUAUGGAUGCUUGGAAAAGGUAUACAUCAGCUUUCCCAAAGCGUUUUGGCUUGAGCCCGACGCAGAGGGUCGCGUGGUGCAGGGCUUCUGUCAAUGGCUUGCGCCAACGUAUACGCAAGAGACCAACCCGAAGAGAUGGAACCAGGAGAUUGUUGAUCUUGCCUCGAUAGGCGAGCAUUCGCACCCGACGCUCUUGUUCUACAUUUUCGGAGAGGAGUCCAAGUUCAUUACGGAAGGAGUGUCGAGGUUGAAAACGAUACCAGAGAGAAACUAUUUCUUGUACGACUUCUUUAAGCCUUAUUACUCCCGCCUACCACACUACGACGAGAAUUCGCCCGAUUGCAAGCCGACGGGAAGUCUGUCGACGGACUGGCUGCGAGACGAUCUGGCCGGCAAUGGCAGCUACAGCAAUUUCCCAACGGGACUGUUGGAGGGCGACAAGGACAUUGAAGCGAUGCGGGAAGGCGUACCGGAAGGCGGUCUAUGGCUGGCGGGCGAACACACGGCGCCGUUCGUGGCGCUAGGGACGGCGACGGGAGCCUACUGGAGCGGUGAGAGUGUCGGCCGAAGGGUUGCCGAGGCCCACGGGCGGGCGAGCAGCAAGACGCCAGGGGAAGACCAGUAG
Molecule: messenger RNA, 1572 nt
Organism: Colletotrichum godetiae
Lineage: Eukaryota; Fungi; Ascomycota; Sordariomycetes; Glomerellales; Glomerellaceae
Product: flavin-containing amine oxidoreductase
Exons: 2
Biological process (GO): negative regulation of transcription by RNA polymerase II; positive regulation of transcription by RNA polymerase II
Molecular function (GO): flavin adenine dinucleotide binding; oxidoreductase activity; transcription factor binding
Source: RefSeq, a predicted model, not a curated record